Molecule: messenger RNA, 1188 nt
Organism: Sturnus vulgaris (Common starling)
Lineage: Eukaryota; Metazoa; Chordata; Aves; Passeriformes; Sturnidae
Source: RefSeq, a predicted model, not a curated record
AUGGAUAGCAAGGUUGCCCCGCGGCUCCUGCUGCUGCUCGCCUGCGCCGGGCUCGGCGGUUCCGAGGAGAACAGGUCGGUACCGGGCUGGGAGCGGGAGGAGCGCACCUUUCAAACGCUGCCCCCUUCACAACGCGACGGCACGGCUGUGCUUUCCUUCCUCGGUUACACAGGCCAUGUGAAGCCGAAGUUUAAUGUCAGUCAGGUGGCAAUUGCACAGCUGGCUCCUGUGCUCUGCCGGGAUGCCGAACUGCUGAGCCCACCUCUCCUGACGGCGACCCUUUGUGUGCUCCCCCAGGUUGGCAGCCCCAGCUGGAGCAGGGGAGGGCAGGGGGAAGGAGCAGCCUGGGGGUCGUUCCCCCAGAGCCCCUGCAGCCCCCUGAACGUCACCAUCAACGGCAGCCCCUGCAUCCUCUUCUGGGCCAGGAGGAUCCUCAUCAGGCUGCAGAACCACAGCCAGCUGGACCUGACAGACAGGACCUUUGGGGUCCACGCCACCGUGGAUGUCGGGGACUCGAACUGCAGCCAGGACAGCGCCCUGCUUUCCCUGAAGUUUGGUGACAUUGGCAAUCUAAAGGGACUUGUUAUCAGGCUCCUGCUGACCACCAGCUCCUACCAGCUGUCCGUGCAGAGCUGGUUCAGCUUGCAGAGGCUGCAGCUGCUCUACAACCACUCGGUGCAGGCGACCUUCAGCGCCCCGGGGAUGGGCGCGCCCGCCACCUCCUCCUUCCGCUGCCACCACCUCAGCAGCCUGCACAGACACGAUGCUCUGCUGGUCCCCAGCUCUGCAGACGACCUCUCCCACCUCUGGGAGGUCACCUUCAUCGACUUCCAGAUUCAAGGUUUUAACGUGCAAGAAGGACAUUUUGCCUACGCCAGAGACUGUGCAUCCUUCUUCUCCCCAGCAAUCCUGAUGGGGCUGGUGAUGUCCCUGGUUCUGCUGCUGGUCCUGGCCUAUGCCCUGCACAUGCUCCUCCACCUGAAAUCUCUCGACAGGCACUACGAGUGCAAAGCUUCUCCUGCCUAUUUUGCACAGAUGAAGGACAGUGACAUGGGGGAUGAGAAGGAGCCGCUGAGGAACAGUGGAAAUGACUCCUAUGAACUCAGGAACCAACAGUUUGGUAAAAUUUAUAUUUAGAUGUUUUCCAUAUUUAGUGUUUCCUUCUGCUGGCACUGUUGUAUGUAGUCU